Messenger RNA from Ceratina calcarata, 1040 nucleotides. RefSeq names its product histone chaperone asf1 (gene asf1). Gene Ontology annotation, molecular function: histone binding. Gene Ontology annotation, biological process: DNA replication-dependent chromatin assembly. Lineage: Eukaryota; Metazoa; Arthropoda; Insecta; Hymenoptera; Apidae. The record is from RefSeq and is a predicted model, not a curated record. Bases 187 to 783 code for a protein of 198 amino acids. Gene Ontology annotation, cellular component: chromatin; nucleus. The transcript has 3 exons.
UGCCGCCAAAGCAAAGCCGUGUGUUGCAACGAAAUUGUUUACCGUUUCAUUCGAGAUUGUUCGUCUUCCGAUAGAUUGAUUAUUAAAGUUUGACGCGAAAUACAGAGCCCGAUAAACGGCUGGUAAAAAUCGUGGUCGUGAAGUUUACGUAUUUUUGGUGAAAUUGAUCGUUAAACAAAGUCGACGAUGGCCAAAGUUCAGCUAGUGAAUGUAGCAGUCCUCGACAAUCCUUCACCGUUUUUAAACCCGUUCCAGUUCGAAGUCACUUUCGAAUGUAUCGAAGAACUAAAAGAAGAUCUGGAAUGGAAGAUGAUAUACGUUGGCAGUGCAGAAUCUGAAGAGUUUGAUCAAGUGCUAGACACAAUUUACGUUGGUCCAAUUCCUGAGGGGAGGCACAUGUUUAUAUUCCAGGCUGAUCCUCCUGACGUCAGUAGAAUCCCAGUAAACGACGCUCUUGGAGUCACAGUUGUUCUGUUAACUUGUUCAUACAGAGGACAUGAAUUUGUGCGUGUUGGUUACUUUAUAAAUAACGAAUAUACAGAUGCAGAACUUAGAGAGAAUCCACCGGCACAGCCACAGUUUGACAAAGUGCAAAGAAACAUCUUAGGUGACAAGCCGAGGGUCACUAGAUUCAAAAUAAAUUGGGAUGAUGGAGCUAGCUCGGCGACAAAUAAUGUGCCUGAAGGGAUGGAUGCACAUUCAUUGGAAGAAACAUCUCAAGACGCGCCUACAUCUACAUUGGGUUUCACAGAAAGUACACAUAACAGUAUGGAAGUGAUGUGAAUGUUUGUCGAUUGCCAAUAAUACAUAAGUUAGCGCAGACCAUAAUACGAUGAAUGAUGUAGUAUGUACCUGGAACGAAGAUUGAAAAAGAUAUUUGGAUACUUUAAUGUAUAAACUCUACAAAAGAAUGGAUAGCCUUUUAUAUGAUACAUUGUUAAUUUCCCUUCUGUUUUAAAAAGAACUCGUUCAUUGAAACUUAUGUGACGUAUAAUGUGAUAAUUUGAAUAUUGAGCAACAUUAAAAAACUUAUUAUUAAA